AUGAAUUAAAUGGCGAUCAUCACAUCAUCAGAAAACACGUGCUUUUGUAGUAAAAUUAAUUAUGAUUUUUAAAUUUUAAAUUCAUUUUAAAAAUUUAUAAGAGGAUUUAAUAAAUAAAUAAAUACAUAUUAUACAAGUGUUAGUGUAUUAAAUAAAAUGCCUGAAACAAUGAGUGAUAUAAAUAGUGUAAAAAUGCCGGAAAGUAAAAUAUUUAUAAAAAAUCGUGCUCUAGGUUAUGUAAGUAAUCAUAUACCACUUGUAACACGUUACAUUAAACGAAGAAAGGAUAAUUUAAUUGUAACUUGUGUUGGAAGGGCAUUUCAUACUUACAGUUGUUCUCAUUUGAGUCUUUUGACAGUAUCUGGUAGUCAUCCAGGUGAUAUAACAUGUUUAGCUGGUGAUACAUAUCACGUGUAUACUGCCAGCGAGGGUAAUAUUUAUGCCUGGCGUCGAGGAACUGAAUUGAAGCAUACGUAUGCUAAACAUAAUUAUCAAGUACACGCAUUAUUGCCAUUUGGACCAAAUUUACUGUCCGUUGAUGAUGAAAGUAUUUUAAAAGUAUGGGACAUAAAAACAGAACAACUUGAAUUAGAGUUAAAUUUUAGUAAUAAUGUAUUUAAAAUAACAACAAUUAUGCAUCCCAAUACUUAUAUAAAUAAAAUACUGUUGGGUAGUGAGCAGGGUAAUUUGCAGUUGUGGAAUAUUAGGACGUCAAAGAUGAUUUACAAUUUUAAUGGAUGGAAUUCAACGGUAAUGGUUGUUGAACAGGCACCAGCAUUGGAUGUUGUGGCGAUUGGAUUGGCCAAUGGAAAAAUUAUUUUACAUAAUUUAAAAUUAGAUGAGACUGUUUUUCAACUUAUUCAAGACUGGGGUUUAGUUACAUCGAUAACAUUUAGAACAGACGAUCACGAGCGUCCAAUUAUGGCUACUGGUAGUCUUUCUGGUCAUAUUGUUUUCUGGAAUCUUGAUGAGAAAAGAGUUGAUUCACAGCUUAUGAAUGCUCAUUCAGGACCUGUUGCUGGAUUACAGUGCUUGCCAAAUGAGCCAUUGAUUGUUUCGUCUUCACCGGAUAACUCUCUGAAAGUUUGGAUAUUUGAUUUAGCUGAUGGAGCUGCUCGACAAUUGAUUGUUCGACAAGGACACUCUGAGCCGCCAACUUAUGUUAGAUUUUAUGGAGACGACGGUCGUAAUAUAUUGACUGCUGGUGGUGAUUCUUCAUUGAGAAUAUUUUCCACUGUCACCGAGAUAUUUAAUAAAAGUUUAGGCAGAGCGUCAUUUAACAGAAAAUCAUCAAAAAAAAAGAAACGUAACGUUGAGGAUAAUCUUAUAAUGCCACCAAUCACGGAAUUUGCUUAUGAAAAAACACGUGAAAAAGAAUGGGACAAUAUUGCUGCAUGUCAUUUGGGUUUGGGUGUUGUCACCACUUGGUCUUAUGAUAAAUUAAAAAUGGGAGAGCAUAAAAUAUUACCUGAACGUUUUUCGAAAAAUUUUAAUGCUAACGCAACAAGUGUAUGUUUAACACACUGUGGAAAUUUUGUCGUAAUAGGAUAUAAUACAGGUCACAUUGAUAGAUUUAAUAUUCAAUCGGGGCUACACAGAGCGACAUAUGGAGGUGAAAAAGGUGCACACCAAGGUCCCGUUAGAGCAAUCAUGGUCGAUCCACUCAAUCAAUAUGUUGUUUCUGCUGGACGAGAUACUAAAAUUAAAUUUUGGCCAUUCAAACCUAAUAAAGAUACUGAACCACAAACAGUAUUGACAUUAAAUGAAGCUGUAAAAUGGGUAAGAACGCAUCCAGAAAGUUCUCUUAUUGCGUUAGCCCUGGAAGAUUUUACCACUAUUUUAAUAGAUUUAGAUACCCGACGUUUAGUUAGGCAUUUUCGUGGUCAUACUGGUCACUUAACUGAUGCUACAUUUAGUCCCGAUGCUCGAUGGCUAGUAACUGCCGCGUUAGAUUGUACUAUACGAACCUGGGACAUACCAUCUGCUCAACCAAUUGACGUAUUUCAGAUACCCGAGGCUUGUGUAUCAUUGCAUUUUUCUCCUACCAGCGAAUUUUUAGUAACAGCUCAUAUGAAUAAUGUAGGAAUUUAUUUGUGGUCGAAUCGUACAUUAUAUUCUCAUGUGUCAUUGAAAGCAUUACCAUCAAAUUAUUCAAUACCUUUGGUUGGAUUACCAAAAAUAGCUUCAGCACCCAAUGAUAAUGAUACUGAAGUAGAAAAUAUGCAAGUUGUUGAUGAGCAAGAUGACGACGAUGAAAAUAAAUAUAUUUCACCGGAUCAAUUAGCUUCGAAUCUGAUAACAAUGUCAUCAUUAGCAAACUCACGAUGGCAAAAUCUUCUCAAUAUUGACAUAAUAAAAAAACGAAACAAACCAAUUGAACCUCCAAAAGCACCUGAGAGUGCGCCAUUCUUUUUGCCGACUAUAUCUUCAUUGGAAGUUGAGUUUGAUUUAUCUGAUGUUAAUAAAAAUAAAAAUAUCGAUAAUAAUAGUAAAUUACUUAUACCAAAUAAUUUUAGUAAUUUGACGUUAUUUGGUAAAAUGUUGAAAGACACUAUUGACAAUGAUGACAAUGAUUUUUCAAAAAUUAUUGAAAGACUUAAAGUAUUGGGACCCAGCUCGAUAGACUUGCAAGUACAAUCGCUUUCAUCAGAUUCUACAUGUUCAGUAGAGAUAAUGUUGCAAUUUAUGAAAAUGAUUAAACAUAUGAUGAUGAGUAAUCGCGAUUUUGAGUUAUCUCAAUCUUAUUUAGGUAUAUUUUUAAAAAUUCAUGGUACGGCUAUACAAAAUGAUGAAAAGUUAUUUAAAUAUUUAAGUAAUCUGUCGACUGUACAACGUAAAAGUUGGAAUUUACUGCGUGAAAAAUUAUUUUAUAAUAUAAGCGUUGUACAAUAUUUAAAAAAAAUGUAAAAUUAUUAUUUAUAAAUAAAAAUA
Messenger RNA from Microplitis demolitor, 2931 nucleotides. RefSeq names its product WD repeat-containing protein 36. Gene Ontology annotation, biological process: rRNA processing. Gene Ontology annotation, molecular function: protein binding. The transcript has 4 exons. NCBI's taxonomy places the organism in Eukaryota, Metazoa, Arthropoda, Insecta, Hymenoptera, Braconidae. Gene Ontology annotation, cellular component: Pwp2p-containing subcomplex of 90S preribosome; small-subunit processome. The record is from RefSeq and is a predicted model, not a curated record. The coding region runs from base 157 to 2907 and encodes 916 amino acids.